GGUCUCUUCUUCACGGCAACUCAAUCCAUCUAAAACUCAAUACACGUUCAUCAAUGGCUUCAGUUUUUUCUCCUUUCCUGUCAGUUUGCCUAUCUCUUCUCCUACCUCUUGUUGUUGCUCAAAGUACUGAAAGCAAUAUCCGGGUCGGCACCACCAUCGCAGCGAUUGACAGUGCAAAACCUUGGAUUUCACCUUCCAAUGAGUUUGCCUUCGGAUUUUACCAACUUGAAAAUAAAGAACUUUUCCUACUUGCCAUAUGGUAUUAUAAAAUACCAAGCCGCACCAUAGUUUGGUAUGCAAAUGGAGAUAACCCUGUUCCAAGAAGAUCCAAGGUGGAGUUAACCUCUGAUCGCGGACUAGUUCUCAGUGAUCCUAAUGAUCAAGUGAUAUGGAAAUCAGAUUUUGCCACCGGUGAAGUUGCCUAUGCUGGAAUGAAUGAUACAGGCAAUUUUGUUGUUUAUGGUACUGUUUCUCAACGACUGUGGGAGAGCUUCGGGAAUCCUACUGAUACACUGUUACCAACUCAGGUAAUGAGCCGAAAAAGUUUGCUUUCUUCUCGGCAUAAAGAGAACAACUUCUCAAAGGGAAGAUUCCAGUUUCGUUUGCUUGAAGAUGGAAAUGCUGUGCUCAAUACCAUAAAUUUGCAAUCCAAUUUUGCUUAUGUUGCAUAUUACAUUAGUGGCACUCGUGAUGCAGAAAAUUCAUCGAAUUCUGGUUACCAAGUGAAGGUUGAUCAAGAUGGUUCCUUUUACAUAUUGAGAAACAACAAUCAGAGAUAUUUACUAAGCUUAGAAGAUUUAGAUCCCUCUGCAGACUAUUAUUACAGAGUAACUCUCAAUUUUGAUGGUGUUUUGACCCUAUCUAAUUAUCCGAAGAAUUUCACUGGCAUCUCUGAAAAUUGGACUGUCGUUAAGACCAUUCCAGAUAAUAUCUGCACGACUGAUUUUCAAGAUAUGGGAAGUGGAACUUGUGGCUUCAAUAGUAUCUGUACACUCAAAGCCGACAAAAGGCCAACAUGCAAAUGCCCCCCAAGGUAUUCUUUAUCUGAUGCAAAUGACGAGUAUGGCAACUGCCAAGCAGAUUUCAUGCAGGGUUGUGAAGCAGAUGCCCAUAAUUAUACAGAAGAUUUAUACGAUUUAGUGGAAAUGCAAAAUACAGAUUGGCCAACUUCCGAUUAUGAGUUGAUUGCCCCUUGCAGUUCUUUAAAAGACUGCAAAACUUAUUGUUUGCAGGAUUGUCUUUGUAUUGUGGCGGUAUUCAAUGAGAACGGCUGUUGGAAGAAGUCACUACCACUUCCAUACGGGAGACAGGACAGACAAGUGAAUUCCAUCUCCAUCCUCAAAGUAAGAAAACCUGAAUUUGCCUUCAAAAACCCUCCAAUGCCAUUCUCAUACGUAAAAAAGAACAAAAAUUCAUUGAUAAUUCUGAUUUCAGUGCUCUUAGGUAGCUCUGUGUUUGUCAAUUUAGCAUUGGUUGGGAUAUUAUGUAUGGGAUCAUUUUUGUUGUAUCACAAAAAGAUUACUAGAAAUCACAUAAACGAAAAUGGCAUACAAAGCAGUUUAAGGUAUUUUAGAUAUGAGGAGCUCGAAGAAGCUACAGAUGGUUUCAAGGAGGAGCUGGGAAGGGGAUCAUUUGGCAUCGUUUAUAAAGGGGUAAUAAAAACGGAUUCUCAAGAUCCAAUUGGUGUUGCAGUUAAGAAACUAGACAGGGUGGUUCAAGACAAAGACAAUGAAUUCAGAACUGAAGUGCGUGCGAUUGCUCAAAAACAUCAUAAGAAUCUGGUCAAGUUGCUUGGAUACUGUGAUGAGGGUCAACAUCGAAUGCUGGUAUACGAGUGCUUAAGCAAUGGGACGUUAGCUAGCUUUCUCUUUGGGGAUCUAAAACCCAGCUGGAGCCGAAGGACACAAAUUGCGUUGGAAAUUGCAAGAGGACUGUUUUACUUGCAUGAGGAAUGCAGCCCCCAAAUAAUCCAUUGUGAUAUAAAGCCUCAAAACAUACUUCUUGAUGACUACUAUGUAGCUCGGAUCUCUGACUUUGGGCUGUCAAAGCUUUUAGGGAUCAAUCAAUCCUAUACUAAUACUGCUAUCAGAGGCACAAAAGGGUAUGUAGCACCCGAAUGGUUCAAGACUGUGCCUGUAACUGUGAAGGUUGAUGUGUAUAGCUUUGGUGUCUUACUGCUAGAAAUCAUCUGUUGUAGAAGAAAUGUAGCAAUGGAUAAUGAUGCAGUACAGAAAGCAAUUUUGACAGAUUGGGCUUGUGAUUGCUUUUUGGAAGGCACUUUAGAUGCUCUUGUUGACAAUGAUGCAGAGGCCUUAAGUAACAAGAUGAAGCUGGAGAGGUUUGUUAUGGUCGCGAUAUGGUGCAUUCAGGAAGACUUCUCUCUCAGACCCACCAUAAAGGAAGUUAUACUGAUGCUUGAGGGAAUAAUUCAGGUUCCUGCUCCACCUUGUCCAUGUCCACUAAUUAAUUAAGUCCAUUGAAUAAAUAAAUAAAAAAAACAACUUCAAUGUUUCUAGCUGUACUGUUUUGCUGCUAUUGGUUGCACUUUUCUAUUUGCAAUAUUUUGCAAAAAACUCAGAUACUGCAGCCGAGCAUAUGUAGUUUAUUAAGUGGUGAUCAUACUAAUUAUGCCUGGCAUGAUAACACAAUAAAAAUGUCCCAGGUUUUGGAUGCAUGCUACCUGAAUACUUAACACCAUUACUUUAAGAAGUUAGUAAAAUUAUCAAAAAACAAAAAGAAUGUUAGUGAAAUUCCUUUUUCCUCUUUUAUCAAUGAGCUAGGUUUCUCCGUUUAAAACCUGAUCUAUUUCUAACUAUCUCACUGCACAAGCAAGCAACAGUGUUAGCCGAUAAGCUUUCGAUGAAAAUGACAAUGAGCAAAGCAAGCACUAAUGAAUAAGAUUGGGUCCAGUUCACCAGUUUCAUUCACCAAAAGAUUUUCAGAGUUUUGAAAGGUAAAAUCAGAAAUAAAACACGGCUGUUGGAA
Messenger RNA from Durio zibethinus, 2985 nucleotides. RefSeq names its product G-type lectin S-receptor-like serine/threonine-protein kinase LECRK3. NCBI's taxonomy places the organism in Eukaryota, Viridiplantae, Streptophyta, Magnoliopsida, Malvales, Malvaceae. The record is from RefSeq and is a predicted model, not a curated record. Gene Ontology annotation, biological process: protein phosphorylation. Gene Ontology annotation, molecular function: ATP binding; protein serine/threonine kinase activity.